UAAAAAUCAUUUACUUUGCGGAGAGUAAAGCGUUCAUAUCAAAGGUAUUUAUACAAACUAUAAGAAAUAUCUCAAAAAGCUCGAUUCAGAUAUAUUUUGGAUGAGAAAUGUGCGAGUAUUUAAAGGAACUAGAAACCGUAUAUCCUAGAGAGUGUUUAGAAACAGAAUACUAAAUCCAUUUCCUAAGGGGAUUGUGCGUUAUAACAAACUUGUCCUACACAUUGUAGAAGUUUAGAUAUUUGGGUUUCAUAAACCCUAUUUUUGUUACACUCGACUUGUACGGAACAGUGUAAUUAUGAUGACGGAUACACUCAGCUCGAAUAACCAUGUUAUGGUCUUACCUAACAAGCUAGACAUGGACAACAAAAUGGAUGACUUGGGAUGGAAGUCCAAAUUGAAAAUUCCCCCGAAAGACAAAAGGAUUCAAACAAGCGAUGUAACAGACACCAGAGGAAAUGAAUUCGAAGAAUUCUGUUUGAAACGAGAACUGUUGAUGGGAAUCUUUGAAAAGGGCUGGGAGAAACCAUCACCCAUUCAAGAAGCCGCUAUUCCCAUCGCUCUAUCCGGGAAAGACGUACUUGCCAGAGCAAAAAAUGGAACAGGUAAGACUGGAGCUUAUUCAAUCCCUGUACUGGAACAGAUCGACCCGAAAAAAGACUGCAUACAGGCGCUGAUAAUAGUGCCAACGAGAGAGCUGGCCCUGCAAACGUCGCAGAUAUGCAUCGAGUUGGCCAAGCACCUGGAGGUGCGCGUGAUGGUGACCACCGGCGGUACGAACCUAAGAGACGACAUAAUGCGUAUAUACCAGAAGGUCCAGGUGAUAAUAGCCACCCCGGGCCGUAUACUCGACCUUAUGGAGAAGGGUGUGGCCGUGAUGGACCAGUGUAAGAUCCUUGUCCUGGACGAGGCCGACAAGCUGCUGUCGCAGGACUUCAAGGGCAUGCUGGAUACAGUCAUUAAGAAUUUACCUCAGGAGAGGCAGAUACUUCUAUUCUCAGCCACAUUCCCAUUGACCGUUGAGCAGUUCAUGAGAAAGCACCUGCGCGACCCCUACGAGAUCAACCUCAUGGAGGAACUAACGUUGAAGGGCGUCACACAAUAUUACGCGUUCGUCCAGGAGAGACAGAAAGUACAUUGUUUAAAUACUCUAUUUUCAAAGUUACAAAUCAACCAAAGUAUUAUUUUCUGCAAUUCGACACAAAGGGUGGAGUUGUUGGCCAAAAAGAUCACUGAGCUCGGCUAUUGCUGUUACUAUAUCCAUGCAAAGAUGGCACAGGCCCAUCGCAACAGAGUUUUCCAUGACUUCAGGGCCGGCCUGUGUAGGAAUCUAGUCUGUUCAGAUUUAUUCACAAGAGGUAUUGACGUGCAAGCAGUGAACGUCGUGAUCAACUUCGACUUCCCCAAAAUGGCAGAGACGUACCUCCAUCGCAUCGGCAGGUCCGGAAGGUUCGGUCACUUGGGUAUCGCCAUCAACUUGAUCACGUAUGAUGAUAGGUUCACCCUGCACCGCAUCGAGCAGGAGUUGGGCACGGAGAUCAAACCAAUCCCAAAGGUCAUCGACCCUAAACUGUACGUUUCCAAGAGCGGUGACGAAGAGGAAUUGGAGGAAGUAGCAAAGUAACGUGCGCAAGCUUAACACAAAGCAAAAGACUCGUGUAUAUAGAUUUAAAAAAAAGAUGAACUUAA
Anoplophora glabripennis (Asian longhorned beetle) is the source of this 1686-nucleotide messenger RNA. RefSeq names its product putative ATP-dependent RNA helicase me31b (gene me31B). Gene Ontology annotation, cellular component: P-body; cytoplasmic stress granule. Lineage: Eukaryota; Metazoa; Arthropoda; Insecta; Coleoptera; Cerambycidae. Bases 296 to 1621 code for a protein of 441 amino acids. Gene Ontology annotation, biological process: cytoplasmic stress granule assembly; P-body assembly. Gene Ontology annotation, molecular function: ATP binding; RNA helicase activity; mRNA binding. The transcript is spliced from 7 exons. The record is from RefSeq and is a predicted model, not a curated record.